AUGUUGGACGGUAGACCACCGAUGCAAGCCGUUCGCGGGGCCGGCGGGGUGGCGGCGGGGCGGGGGGAGCGGCCGGGGCGGGGACGGGUGCAGGGGGGGGGGGGGGGCUGUUGGACGGACACAAAGGAGAGGCGCGGCCGGCCGCGGGCCGGGCGGCCUUAUCACCGAACGGCACACAGUCGCCUCGCGUUCCCCGCGACGCACGUUUCCGCGAGCGCGAACCCGAACGGACCGCAACGGACCGCGCCAGUGUCUUGUGACAACUUUCGUAUACACAAGUUGCUACAAGUGAAUCGCAAAACGGCCGGGCUGUCAAAAAUUGUAAACACAGCGCACGUGACACCGGGCAGCAAAAAGCGCCACGCCAAAAUGGCGACCAAGGGCAAGCGUCCGAUGCGCGCGCUGACGCCGAGCGACAAGAUCGAGGCGAUCCAGCGAGUGAACGACGGCGAGUCCAAGGCGUCCGUGGCGCGCGACAUCGGCGUGCCCGAGUCCACGCUGCGCGGCUGGUGCAAGAACGAGGACAAGCUGCGCUACAUGACCUCGCGGCUGUCCUCGCCCGACACCGACAAGAGCAACGACGGCGAGCCGCCGGACAAGCGCGCGCGCACCGAGUCGCCGGUGGCGCCCCCGUCGCCGGCCGCCGCGGGCCUCGACCUCUCCUCGCCCCCCGGCGCCCCCCACGCACUGCCGCCGGCGGCGCCCCCCGCCAUCGACGCCCCCGUCGAGCUCACGACCAAACGCGCCGAGCCCACGGUGCAGCACUCCGCCCCGCGCGACCGCCGCCCCGACCCCGGCGCCAGCGUCUCUAUGAGCGCCAUCAGCCCGCUGUCCGGACUGGCGCACCUGCCCGGCCUAGCGCACUCGCACCUCGGGCUCAGCUUCAACGAGAUCGCGACCAACCUCACCCUCCUCGCCCAGCUCAACCCCGGCCUGACGGGCCUGUCGGCCCAGCCGGCCAGCCGGGCGCUCCGCUCGGUGCGUUCCCCGAAGCCCGCGCACAACGGCGUCCUCAACUUGAACGAGAGCAAACACCGGAGCAAGUCGCACCACUCGUCCGACCCCUACCGGCACAGUAGCUCCAAGACGAGCCAUCACAGCAGUUCUCAGAGCGCCAGCCAGCCUGUGGACGACACCCUGUGGUACUGGCUGAAGACCCAGCAGGCCAUGCUCGACCUGACCGCUCAAACGACGACCGCUCACCCCCUCCAGCUCGGCAAACCGAGCGAACCGAGCCUGCCGCCGAAACCUGUGGCGCCCGCCCCGCCCCUCAACUCACACCUGGAUUACAACAGGAACUCAUGGUUGUGGCAAUAUUACAAACAGUUCGGUGGCGCCGUGCCGCUUCCCGAAGACAAACUGAAAUCGGCGUCGCAGGUGCCGAAGGACAAGACCGCUGAGAAUAUAUUAUACUCCCAAUUGACCAAAGGAAAGGCUGACGAGGAGCAAGUGGCGGCCACGAACGCGGCCCCAGCUCCGACGCAACCUAGCGAAACACGGGAGCACUUGGCUGAACAGAGAGUGCCCGAGCAACGGGUGCCGGAGCAGCGUGUGCCUGAGCCCGUCGCCAGUCCCGAAGCGGCGGCCGAGAGCAAGGAGCCCCCCACGCCCGAGAAGAGCGCGGAGGCUGGCAGGCACCAGACCAAAGCGCGGAAUGUGCUGGACAACCUGCUGUUCAACAACACGGGCCAGGCGGGGGGCGAGGAGGGGAGGGCGAGCGAGGCGGCCAACGGCGAGUGGGAGUCGGGGACGGCGGAGGCCCUGGAGCAUGGCGAGAAGUUCCUCAGGUGGCUGGAGGCGAGCGGGGACCCGAGCGUGACCCGGAUGCACGUGCACCAGCUGAGCUCGCUGCUGCACAACCUGCGCACGCGGCGCGCCUCCCACCCCGCGCCCCACGCGCCCCACGCGCCCCCCGCACCGCCCGCGCCCAGCGCUACCCAAGAGCACGCCGCGCGACGCAAA
Molecule: messenger RNA, 1962 nt
Organism: Iphiclides podalirius (scarce swallowtail)
Lineage: Eukaryota; Metazoa; Arthropoda; Insecta; Lepidoptera; Papilionidae
Source: the annotation of a GenBank genome assembly